AGUCGUUGAGAGAGAGGGAGCGAUGAUGUCAUAUGUGAAAACUUAGCCCACUCCCCCUAGUGAGAGGCGCUGAUUUGCCUUUCACAUAAUUUUCUGCAGAAGUUUUGUGAAGUGACCGACACAACGCGACCUCACGUUAAGAAAAACUGACAUAUAGCCUCCGAGGACUAACUUUUCCGCAUCUGGAAAGUGAAUAUCAGACGUUCAAUUACGGGACAGGCUUAUAAAUCGAGCCCAUCAUCCUGGACGGGCUGAAAAGUUUCAAGCGAGCGAAAUGAACCGGAGCUUUAAUAAUAAAUCGCAAUCUUUGCGUAGCUUGAACAUGAACGCUGUGGAAGUGAAAAGCAAGUAUGGAGCAGAGUUCCGCAGGUUUUCAGUGGAUCGACUAAAACCUGGCAAAUUUGAAGAAUUCUACAAACUCAUCAUGACAAUCCACCGGAUUGCAAACAUGGAGGUGAUGAUUGGAUACGCUGAUGUUCACGGAGACCUCCUCCCCAUCAAUAACGACGAGAACUUCGGCAAGGCCGUGUCCACCGCACAUCCCCUGCUGCGAAUCUUUAUCCAGAGACAAGAAGAGGUUGACUACAGCAACUUUGGCACCAGCACUCUGACCAGGAAAAAGAAGGCAGUGGUCACUCUUCGAAAUGACCUGAACCGCAAACGGCCCCACAUCCGCAUUGGCAUGCCUCAGGACUUCCGCCCCGUGUCGUCCAUUAUUGACGUGGACAUCCUUCCUGAAUCUCACCGAAGAGUUCGACUCUACCGGCAUGGCUCGGACAAGCCCCUUGGAUUCUACAUCCGUGAUGGCACCAGUGUCCGUGUUACACCCCACGGCUUGGAAAAGGUCCCGGGUAUCUUCAUUUCCCGCCUGGUACCUGGAGGCCUGGCCGAGAGCACGGGCCUGCUGGCCGUCAAUGAUGAGGUCCUGGAAGUCAAUGGUAUCGAGGUGACAGGAAAGACAUUGGACCAGGUGACUGACAUGAUGAUCGCAAACAGCCACAACCUUAUUGUGACCGUGAAGCCGGUGAACCAGCGCAACAAUGUGGUGCGCAGCAGUCGUAUCUCAGGCAGCUCGGGUCAGUCAUCCGACAGCAGCGGUUCGGUGGGAUACCCCGCCAUCACUGCUCCCACCGGUGCCACCGCCAUUUCUCAUGGCUACAGCCCAGAGGAUCUGGAGAGCGAUGAGGAGUCGGACAUCGUAAUUGAGAGCAACAUCAAGCGGCCGUCACGACGCUCCAAUGCCUCAGUGGCUUCAACUGCGUCCCGGUCCCAGAUGCAAACAACUACCGUGACCCCACCCAGCCCCCCUACACGACCCCAAACGAGACCUCCAUCCACGGUGUCCACGGCCUCUUUCCACUCUCAACCGAGCUUUAACGGCACAGUUCACAAUAGUUUGAGUUACAAGUUGCACAAGGACCUUACCCUCCAGCACCCCCCUUACCACAGCAGCAACCCCGCUAUGCGGGAAAGCAAUGGCAGCCUACACAAAAUCCUCAGUAGCCUGAGGACAGACCCCCGUCACAGCUUGGCUUUACCCAGAGGAGGGGUGGAGGAGGAUGGCACAGUCAUCACUUUAUAACACAUACAGUCAAGUAUAUAAAAUCCAGCCCACCCAGAGACUCGGCUUUUCAGCCUGGGACAUCAGACUCAACUUUGAACCUCACCAAACUUUAAGGGUUUUGUAAAAUGAAUAAUUUAACAGAAACAAUAUCUGGAAUUUUACUCUUUUUAAUGUUUUCUUUCCAUGUGUUGUAAUGUCCUAUGUGAAAAUGUGUCCGAUUUAGUGGUAUGUCUCUUUUUCCAAGCAGAGCCACUUUUUUUUUUUUUAUCUUGUCUAUCAGUGUUUCUCGGUUCUUGUUUUGAGGUUAAUUUUAAUCAUGUUAUCUAAAUGUCUCUUGGGACCAGAAAUUGGGUUUAGACCUAUGUGUGCGUACUGUUGACUUCUGUUUACGGUUUGUACCUGAAAACAAACAUUUGCUCCUGGUAUUACAUUAUGCAAAUGCCAAAAUGAAUUUACACUAUUUUUUUUUUUUUUUUGCCCUGUCUGAAUCAUGUUCUUCCAAGUUAAUAACUGAAUACUAUUAAUAAUCUUUAUUAUUAACUUUCAGUAAUGAAUGACUGCUGUAUGUGUUUAGUACCUUUAUAUGCAGUAAAUUACUAUUUGGCAGAUUCCCUCAGAAUGUUUGUUUCUGAAUAUUUAAAUAUCACUUGUGUCAGCAUUACAAAAAGGCUUUUUGGAAAUUGUGGAAGUUUUUAUAAGAUAUCUUAAAACAUCACUUACUACUAUGUUGACUUUGGUCUUGUGGGAUUUAAUUUAACUUUGUUACUGGUUUAUUUGACUGCAGUGGAGUGUAAUUGGUCAUCACAUAUAGGUAUUUCACACUUGUAUGUCCUCUUAAAGCCCUGUUGACUGUGGAAUGUAAGUUAGUUCUCUCCGUUUUAUUCUGUACACAUAUUUUCUGUCACCUCACUGUUAAUGAAUCCUCACCUCUGACCUCCACUCAAAUCCCCACAGCUGAACAGACUGCUGUCUCAUAUUAGUCAGAUAUUUAAUGGCUUUAAUGUUAAUGCUGCCACUGAGCACACAGUCCAGUCAAACUUCAGGUAUAAAAUUGAGUCUUAUAUCAUCCUUUUUUCUUUUUCUUCUUUUUUUACAUUGGGAACACACCUGUUCAUACUUAAUUUUGUUUUAUAUAGAGAAGGUCUGUGGAGAAUACAUUUGUAUAUAAUUUAAAACCACUGUGGAUGUUCCUUCCUUUUGCUUUUAGGUUGACUGCAUUGUAUUUGUCUUCUUGAACAAAGACUUACCUUCAUAUCCACCAUUUUUGUGCCUUACUGCCCCUCCUACAGACAUAGUUCACUCAAACAGACUAAGUAUUUGGAUCUGACCACUGGAAAUAUUUUCAUUUUGGUAAAAGCAAGGGCAUGGUAUGUACGUGUGAGUCAAAAUACAUUUGUUCUGAGUCGCCAUCUGUUGGUCACUGCCUGAACUGCUUCUCUUUUGCCAAAAAAUCACUUUCUUUAUAUUCUGCAUUAAUUAUUUGGCUUUCGUAUCAUUGUUGUCUUGGUUAAUCUGUAUCAUGUCUGUGUAUCAUCAACACUGAAUAAAUUUCACAGAAAUUCAAAACCGGACAAGCUAAAAAGCAGAUUACUAAAGAAAGAAAAAAGGUACGACAGAUUGUCUUCGGUCAGUCGUGUUAGAACAGUUUCAGUGUAAAAGUUGUCUAAAUAUAUUAGUCAGGCAGUUAAACCACACUUAAAAUGGUAGUUACAAUCCAAAAUACAUGUAAAUAUUGUCUAUAUGGUUUUUACUGAUGUCAGUCUUUUUUUAAAAAACAAACAAAAUAAAAUUCUGAGAUGGACAAAACA
Ctenopharyngodon idella (grass carp) is the source of this 3372-nucleotide messenger RNA. It is a transcript of the gene pard6gb, whose product is annotated as par-6 family cell polarity regulator gamma b. The record is from RefSeq and is a predicted model, not a curated record. Gene Ontology annotation, cellular component: cell cortex; nucleus; apical plasma membrane. Gene Ontology annotation, biological process: regulation of cellular localization; centrosome cycle; establishment or maintenance of cell polarity. The coding region runs from base 275 to 1582 and encodes 435 amino acids. The transcript is spliced from 3 exons. Gene Ontology annotation, molecular function: protein kinase C binding. Lineage: Eukaryota; Metazoa; Chordata; Actinopteri; Cypriniformes; Xenocyprididae.